Arabis nemorensis is the source of this 615-nucleotide messenger RNA. The record is from the annotation of a GenBank genome assembly. Lineage: Eukaryota; Viridiplantae; Streptophyta; Magnoliopsida; Brassicales; Brassicaceae.
AUGGGAGCGUACAAGUACGUGUCGGAGCUAUGGAGGAAGAAGCAGUCGGAUGUGAUGAGGUUUCUGCAGAGGGNUAGGUGCUGGGAGUAUCGCCAACAGCCUUCGAUCGUUCGUCUUGUUCGUCCCACACGUCCUGACAAGGCCCGUCGUCUCGGCUACAAGGCCAAGCAGGGGUUUGUGGUCUACCGUGUCCGUGUGAGACGUGGAGGUCGCAAGAGGCCUGUGCCUAAGGGUAUUGUGUAUGGUAAACCCACCAACCAGGGAGUUACUCAGCUCAAAUUCCAGCGCAGUAAGAGAUCUGUUGCUGAGGAACGUGCUGGUCGCAAAUUGGGAGGCCUUAGAGUUGUCAACUCCUACUGGCUCAAUGAGGACUCUACCUACAAGUACUAUGAGAUCAUCCUAGUUGACCCUGCACACAAUGCCAUCCGGAAUGAUCCAAGGAUCAACUGGAUCUGCAACCCUGUGCACAAACACAGAGAACUCAGAGGGCUUACCUCAGAAGGAAAGAAGAAUCGUGGUCUUCGUGGAAAGGGUCACAACAACCACAAGAACCGUCCUUCCCGCAGGGCUACCUGGAAGACAAACAACACUACCUCUCUCCGUCGUUACCGAUGA